AUGGCGGACUCUGUAGAUCGUGUCUUCGUCCAUGCCCUGAAUACCGUCAAGAGGAUUCCCCGGACGGGGACCGCGCGCCCUCCGGCAGCUGAGCGGUUGAAGCUAUAUGGCUUAUAUAAACAGAGCAUGGAGGGAGAUGUUGAAGGUGUUAUGGAUCGGCCGAUUGGGAAUACCCCGGAGGUGCACGCGGAGUGCGAGAAGUGGGAUGCCUGGUACGAGCAGCGCGGCAUUUCGCGCACCGAAGCCAAACGCCGCUACAUCGGCACUCUAAUUGAUACAAUGCACACUUACGCCUCACAAACACCCGAAGCGCGCGAACUAGUCUCCGAACUGGAGUUUGUUUGGGAUCAAAUUAAAUACAAUGCCUCUUCAUCCUCCGGGUCAGGUCCGUUGAAUGCCGUCGGCGUCCCGCCCUUAUCACGACACCAGGGCAGUUCAUACGGCAGCAUUAAUGGCCGACUACUCUCACAAUCACCAGAGCAUUACGAUCGACCAAAUAUAAGAGCCAACGAUGGCCAUGAUUCUCGACUUCGCGUACUCAGUCCCGUCAGCCAACCGGAAGAAGACGAAUAUUACCGCCGCCGAAGGCGACGCUUAACAGACGACAUGGACGAGCGAGCAAUAGACGAUGAUGACGAGGACGACGAAGACGAAGAAUACGAAGAAGCUCGCGACAGUCUGUACGAACACCAAGAUAAUGCCAGCACAACUGCCGACACAACCGCCGACACAAAUACCGGCACGGAGGCCACCGCUUCCCACGGCGACGACCGCUCGCAGCAUCGACAUCACCGCCACCGAGACUCCAUGGCAGCCAGUGGUACGGUGGACCUAGAAAGCAAUUCCCCCGGUCACCGCAGAGACUCACACGACCCCUCGAAUCCAAAAAAUAGCCGUUGGCGCCGCCGCGUCGAACAAGCCUUGACCAAAAUGACCGCUGAGAUCGCCGCCGUCCGCGAACAGAUGGAGACGCGGACGCUGGCUAAUCGCCGACGCUCGGGUCUCUGGGCAUGGCUGAAAUGGAUCCUGUGGACCGUCACGCGCCAGAUCAUCUGGGAUCUUGCUUUGUUAGCUGCGCUCCUGAUCUGGAUGCGUAUUCGUGGUGAUCGUCGUGUCGAGGAUCGAUUACGGACUGGCUGGUUGGAGCUUAAGACGCGGCUGGGCCGAUUUAAGCUUCUUAGCCGGUUUAGCAAGGCUCCCCUUCUUCCGUAG
Messenger RNA from Penicillium manginii, 1212 nucleotides. Its product is annotated as acyl-CoA-binding domain-containing protein. Gene Ontology annotation, biological process: fatty acid metabolic process. Gene Ontology annotation, molecular function: fatty-acyl-CoA binding. The transcript is spliced from 4 exons. Lineage: Eukaryota; Fungi; Ascomycota; Eurotiomycetes; Eurotiales; Aspergillaceae. The record is from RefSeq and is a predicted model, not a curated record. The coding region runs from base 1 to 1212 and encodes 403 amino acids.